Molecule: messenger RNA, 2512 nt
Organism: Columba livia (rock pigeon)
Lineage: Eukaryota; Metazoa; Chordata; Aves; Columbiformes; Columbidae
Gene: TRMT5
Product: tRNA methyltransferase 5
Exons: 5
Coding region: 641-2053 (470 amino acids)
Biological process (GO): mitochondrial tRNA methylation; tRNA N1-guanine methylation
Cellular component (GO): mitochondrial matrix; cytoplasm
Molecular function (GO): tRNA (guanine(37)-N1)-methyltransferase activity
Source: RefSeq, a predicted model, not a curated record
GGGGGCUUGGGGAGCGGUUGCUGUGGCAACGGCGCGGCCGAGGCCUUGGGGGACCCUGCGGGCCGGGUCCCGCGGCCCCCCGGCCUGCACAGCCCGGACAGCGGCCCGGGCCGCGCUGAGGCCUGAGGCGGCGGCUGCUUUUGGGGAGGGGAUCCCGGAGAGGCCCCCGCCCUGCGGCACCGCCCCGGCGAAGGCCCCUUCUCCGACCCGUCCGGGGAAGCCGGUGUUGGUGGAGCUCGGACCGGGUAGAGCGGGUCCUGUCAGCAGCACCCCCGGCCCCGCGUUACCUCAGAUCGCGCUGAGGGAAGAAUGCGGCAAACGUGGAUGUUGUGUGCGGGGCCGGGCAGCUCUGCCGGGGCGCUGGGGGAAGGGUCGGCCGGUCCUGCCAUGGCGUGUGUGCGGGGAGGGGUCAUGGCCACAGGUCUGACAGGAUUCAAGAGUCACAGAAUCACAGCCUGGCUGGGGUUGAAGGGACCUCUGGGGAUCAUUUAGUCCAACCCAUCUCCUAAAGCAGGUUCACCAGAGCAGAUCACACAGGAUCGUGUCCAGGACUUUAUGGAGAUUUGGAUACUCUGCCAGACUACUGAAAACUAAUCAUUUUAGGGCAGCUGCAUCACAUACAUCAUUUCCAGCAGUUUGGAUGCUAUUGGCACAAUAUUCUGGCAGAAUACCUGGGCUCUUUGUAGCAGCUGAAAAAAACAGGUUUUUUACAAUGCCUGAAGCUGUGGAGGAUAAAGCUGAUCUAGAACUGUAUUCACCCAAUCCUGAGGUGCGGGGGAUGACACUGCUCAACAGAGAAGCUUUUAAAAGGACAGUUCUUGUUCCAGCUCUUAAAGUCAAGAAAGAAAUUGUAAACGCUUUGGUAAAAUCUCUAAAACAUACGGUACUACAGCGCCCUGGUCUAAAGCGAGUGGUUGAGGAUCCAGAAGAUGAGGACAGUAGGUUUGUUAUUUUGGAUCCUCAUAAAAUACCAGAAUUCUCAUUGGGAGAAUCGGAGCAAGAGGUAUUAAAACAGCUUGAUGUUUGUCCUGAGGUGUCCAAGUAUAACUUGGAGCUGACCUACGAGAACUUCAAGGCGGAGGAGAUCCUACGAGCCGUCCUUCCUGAAGGUCAGGAAGUCACCUCGGGAUUUAGCCGUGUUGGUCACAUCGCUCAUUUGAAUCUUAGAGACCAUCAGCUACCGUACAGACAUUUGAUCGGACAGGUUAUAAUUGACAAGAAUCCGGGAAUCACCUGUGUAGUGAAUAAAACCAAUAUUAUUGACAGCACGUACAGAAAUUUUCAAAUGGAAGUGCUCGCUGGAGACAGCAACCUGGUAACUAAGGUCAAAGAAAAUAACAUUGCAUAUGAAUUGGACUUUUCUAAAGUCUACUGGAACCCACGUCUUUCCACAGAACACGGCCGUAUCGUUGAGCUUUUAAAGCCCGGUGAUGUCCUUUUCGAUGUCUUUGCUGGGAUUGGACCUUUUGCUAUUCCAGCAGCAAAGAAAAAAUGCCAGGUGUUUGCAAACGAUCUCAAUCCUGAGUCCUACAAGUGGUUGCUGCACAACUGCAAACUGAACAAGGUAGAGAAGAAGAUAAAAGCAUUCAACAUGGAUGGCAGGGAGUUCCUUCUGGGGCCAGUAAGAGAGGAACUCAGUAAAGAACUCCCGCUUCUGAAAGAAGAACAGAAAACUUCUUUUCAUAUAGUCAUGAAUUUGCCAGCUUUGGCUAUUGAAUUUCUAGAUGUUUUCAGGCAUUUCCUCGCCGGAGAGCCAUGCGGCACUGCUCGCCUUCCCACGGUGCACUGCUAUGGUUUCUCCAAACACGACGACCCGGCCAAAGAUAUUCAAGAACGCGCUGAGGCUUCGCUGGGAACCUCCUUAGCUGGCCGCUGUUCUACCUACCUGGUCAGAAAUGUCGCGCCCAACAAGGAGAUGCUGUGCAUCAGCUUCCAGCUUCCAGCGGACGUGCUGUACAAGAGGCCCUGCCCUGAUGGAGCAAACCCAGCCUCUAAACGUCUGUGUACCAGCAAAGAUGCUUCUGAAGAAGAGCUGGAACUGAAGAAGAGUUGAAGAUGAGAGUGAUGGUAACUAAUUCAGUGGUUUAUGUAAGAUACACUUAGGUUACCUCUGGUUUACCCCUUGAAUUACUUGAAGCAUAUCUAUGUUACCCAUCUCAGGUGCCGAGAUGCGUAAUGCAUGUUGCAGCUUUCCUUAGUGAGCGUUUACUUUUUUUUAAUUGUGGGAUCAAUAAAGAAAUUGAAGUUGCUGUUACUACAAAAAGCCAAAACUUUGCUUUUUUGUAAUCGACGUGUUUUGGUACUUUUCUGCUCUCUAUUGUUUCAGGCCUCGUGAUAAUUCAGUGACACACACCAGGACAGUUUUCUGCUGUGUUACUUUGAUAAUGUGCAGUCUGUGUUGAAAACAGAUUUUUGUAUUUUUUCAGGUCUAGCAAGAUGACUUGUAUAACCCCUGCACUGGAUUCUCUUUGACAAAUGGGUUUGGUGUUUUAAGAAUAAAUGGUGUAAGCAA